Molecule: messenger RNA, 2826 nt
Organism: Ylistrum balloti
Lineage: Eukaryota; Metazoa; Mollusca; Bivalvia; Pectinida; Pectinidae
Product: diacylglycerol kinase epsilon-like
Exons: 11
Coding region: 137-1714 (525 amino acids)
Molecular function (GO): ATP-dependent diacylglycerol kinase activity
Source: RefSeq, a predicted model, not a curated record
UACAUCGUAGAAGUGAUUCCCUAUCAGAUGGCAGAUUUGAGUUCUUGAUAUAAUAUAACAACCUGACAUGUAGCUAAGGAUAAAAAUAAUCGGCGUUUACAAAAAUACUUAUUGCUUUAACUGAAUCGUCGAACAGAUGGGUUUCACACAGAUGGACGUUGUAUCAUGGUUUCUAAUUGUGGUUAUGUUGAUGGUGCUGGCCUUUGUGUUGAUGAAAUUAUAUAGAUUAUAUCGUCUUCAGCUGUAUGAGGUGCGCGCACCAGACAUUGAUCGUGGCCAUCGCUGGUAUAUGGUAGAUAUAUUUCCAGAGCAAACAUACUGUACCAUUGGUCACUACCGGAUAAAACAUGGGGCAACAUGUGACUCUUGUGGUGUGUGUGUGGAUGAUCAUAACAUGAAAGCAGCAGACAAACAAAUCCACUGUAAGCCUGUUUCUGAGAUUGGCCAUGGGACACUUCAUCAUUGGGUUCAGGGCAAUCUACCACUAUACAGCAAGUGCUUCAUUUGUGGUGAAGAUUGUGGUGUACUACCUCAGAUCUGUGAUGUUUGGUGUGCAUGGUGUAGAAGGACUGCACAUGAACACUGUAAGCGAAUCAGUGAUCUAUGUGAUCUGGGUCGCUUUAAGACUUCCAUUGUACCCCCUAACUGUGUCAAACUAAAACAAGUGGGUUUGAAAGGAAGACGACGUCUGGUGGUGGACUCUGCUAGUCAUCCAAACAUUGCCAAUUGGAGUCCCCUCAUAGUAGUCGCUACCAGGAAAAGUGGAAAUAAUGAAGGAGAAUUUAUUUUACGGGCCUUCCGGGGCUUCUUACAUCCCUCACAGGUGAUUGACCUGAAUGAUGUGCCACCGGAGAAUGGCCUUGAAUGGUGCCACCUUCUCCCUGAUGUCACCUUCCGUGUUUUAGUUUGUGGGGGUGAUGGUACCAUUGGAUGGGUGCUGAAUGCUAUAGAUAAGCUUGGCCUCAAAAAUCCACCUGAUGUGUGUAUUCUGCCAUUGGGGACAGGCAAUGAUAUGUCACGUGUCUUAGGAUGGGGUGAAGGCUACACUCAUGGUGAUGUUAAUAUACCAGAUAUCCUGGAGAAAAUUAGUGAAUCUCAGCCUGUUAGUCUAGACAGAUGGAAAGUGGAGAUAAGAAUGAGAAGUAUUGUGAUAAAGAAGAAAAAGGUUGUAAUGAACAAUUAUGCCUCUAUAGGGGUGGAUGCCCUAGUUACCCUGAAUUUCCACAGACAGAGGGAGAGUAGGCCAUGGCUGUUUGCACAUCGCCUUAUCAAUAAGUUAUGUUAUUUUACUUAUGGCACCAAGGAUGUGAUGGAGCGAGAAUGUAAAGACUUAAACAAGAAGAUUUCGGUAGAACUGGAUGGUCAGAACGUAAAGCUACCAGAGAUAGAAGGCUUGGUAAUCCUCAACAUCGCUAGCUGGGGAGGAGGCUGUCUUCCAUGGACAUUGGACGACGGCCAUCAAAAUUUCCGACCUGCUAGGUAUGACGAUGGCCUGCUGGAGGUGAUGGCUCUUUACUCGUCAUUCCAUAUUGCCCAGUUACAGGUCGGCAUGGCGGCACCGCUCAGGAUAGGUCAAGCCAGAACAGUGAAGAUAACGUUACACGGAGGUAAAGUACCGAUGCAGGUUGAUGGAGAACCCUGGGAGCAACGCUACCCUGCCGAGAUCUUCAUAUCGCACCACGGACAAGCAAGAGUCAUGUCCGCGGACAUUUAGGUCGAUAUACAGGAGUCAUAUAGCACCACGGAAAUCAAGAGUCAUGUCCGCGGACAUUUAGGUCGAGAUACAGGAGUCAUAGAGCACCACGGAAAACCAAGAGUCAUGUCCGCGGACAUUUAGGUCGAGAUACAGGAGUCAUAUCGCACCACGGACAACCAAGAGUCAUGUCCGCGGACAUUUAGGUCGAGGUACAAUACAAGAUCUGUUGCCAUCUAGGUCGUCAAUAUAUAAGGUUCAUUGUGACGUGCUUCAAAGUAAAGUUCAGUGUUAUCGCUACAUAUAACACCACAGUGAUGAGUUUGUAUUAUUAUGUUUUUAUAUCUUACAAACGACUUUUUAUGAAUCGCGUGCAAUACUUUUCUUAACACAAUGCACGUUUUUGCAUUACAAUGUAACUAGGGAUUGUAAUCUAAUUGGUAUGAUAAAAAAACGUCUUAAAUGUCUAAGUUUACGGAUCGUAAAACCAAAAAGUACUGGCAGUGUUUCAGCUUGGACGUAAAUAGUUUGGAUUAUCUGCCUCUGCCUUUUCCGUUUUAUCUUUGUUGGACGUCUUAUGAAAAAAUAGAUUAACAUUACACGAUUUGAUGAGCGUUAGCUGAUUUUAUCCUCAGUAGAAGUCAGUAGAUUGUACUCUGUAUUCUAGGACACAACUCAUUAUUUCGUACUUGAAAAGAACAUUACGUCUGACAAUUUUACAAUAUAUAGACCUUUCUCGCAUAUGUAACCUACCACUUACUGAAGGUCGAAUCGUACCCCGCGUGAAGUUGUCUUAUUAUCUAGCUUCAUACAUACAUACGACAUUCGAAAUUGGCAUGAAUGUCGCUUGACUCGACAUUCGACAUACGACAUUGAAAACUGGAAAAUGUUACCACCUUGUUUACAAAAAAUACAUGUAUGUUAGAUAUAUAUUUAUUACCGAAAUGAUACAUGUGCAUCUGUUAUUUAUAGCAACCUGUAAUAUUCUGGAUGAAAUCCUUGUUAACCAUUAAAAUAUUUUAUCUGUCUUUACUCUAUUUUAUAAAUACGAUUUUUUAAAUUAGUGUGAAUGUCGCUUAACUCGACAUACGACAUUGAAAUCUGGAAAAUGUUACAACCUUGUUUACAAAAAA